AUGGAUCAGACCCCGGUCGCCUCGACGUCAGCCUCGGCCUCGACUUCGCCGGCGCCGUUCGCGACGGGAUCUGCAGCCCUGGAGGCGACGCAUCAGCCUUCACAAGCAGUCCAGUCUGAAGCUCCGACCCCUUCUUUCAGUGGCGCUCAGAAGAAGACAAGCACUGGGACGAAGCGCCGCAAGCUGCCAUCGUGCGAUUCAUGCCGACUUCGUCGAGUGCUCUGCGUACCCGUGCCCCCUCCGGGUAGCUGCAGUCGAUGCUUGGAAAAGGGAAUCAUGUAUGUAGAACUUCAUUUUGACUGGGCUCGGUACCUUCCGGCUGGAUCAGCCUAGACCCGCAGCGUUCCUGUAUCUGAUCUCGAGCUUGAUCGGCCCCACUACUGUAGCUGCACAAGUACUCCGGUUAUCAGGAAGAAGCCCGUGGGAAGGACGGGCAGGCGCAUUGAGGAGGCACGGUCAGCUACAUUUCGCCUAUCAUAAUCGUGCGCACAAAUGCUCUGGACUGACUCAUUCUUUUCGAUUCUGGAUCAGAGCAAUGUUUGGCGCCACCGAGGCUGGAAUUCCGAACUCGGCCCCAGCUGAGUAUCAACCCUGGCUAGGCUCAUCAACGUCUACCAUGGCCGAGAACUUUACCCCGAUUCCCAGCGUCAUGCGAGCAUCCUCAUCGCUGCCGACAGUUUCAGCCAACGAUCUGGAUUCUCGCCUCGGCCUGACCCAACUAUCAGGCGAACUCGUCGCCCAUCUACUAGGCCUAUACCAAGCCCUUCCCCAAUCCUGGUUGCCCCUACUUCCUCGGGCACGAAUCACGACAAUGUUCGAAGCGUCGGGGAGACGCCUCUCAAGCUUACCUCCCCAAGCUGAGGUGCUCGCUUACACAAUCAUGGCCCUCACCUCACGAUUGUCUUCGCAUCCGUACAUCCUCGGCGACGGACCGCCGGCGCCAGCGUUCGAGUCACUCACAUCGCAGAGCCUCAAGGAACGACCGGACCUGCAAGCCUUCGGUGCCCGGCGUGAUGCGGUGUGCGAAAAGAUGCGCGCCAAGGCGGUGCAGUUGGCAUGGGAACGAGGCACGUUGGUCGAGGCCUCGGAGGAGACGAUGGCGAGCUGCCACUUGCUCGACAUCCUCGAGUCUCGCACCAACACCAAGAAGGGAGUGCCAUAUGUCAGUGCCUUUGUGACGCACCUGCGGACGUUGCUUGACGAGCGAGACACGACCGGUGGAAUGGGCAAGAUCAUUCAUCAACCACUUGGGUGGGCGGCGCUAAUGGUCAGUCAAGUGCAUUGGACCUUUCAACGCGAGCAAAGCCUCGCCAGCUGAUCUUCCUCUGAGUUUUCCAGAUGCGAGAGGCUUUAGCGGCGCUUAGAACAGGCGGGCGCUCGCACUUGUAGGUUAAUACUCGUGUAUGCGCAUAUAUCUUGCUUGGCGACCAACUUACUGGACUCUUCGAAUCAUCUGCCUGUCCAGCAACGGCAUGGACGAUGAAAUCCUCGUCGGACCCGUGCCUCCGUCGAUCGAGGAAGCAUUGCUUCAAACUGUUGACGACAUCGAUGUCCGAGACUCGGUAUCGCUCUUCUUCCGGCCCAUGCGACCUUACAUGUACCAUGUCGCACGUCUUGCUCGCGAGUGCACGGACCGCGUGACGGGAAGUAAGUCGAUCACUCGUCUUUGAAACUUUGCUCGUGCAAAAGUUUGGGAGUGCAAUGAGCUGAUCUUGCCUAUUCUAUCCGCUGAUGUAGCCUGGGUACGUAAUCGACCAUUCGACGAGGCCUUCGUCUCGAAGUAUCUGGCGCAACUCGACUCACUCGAACGGCUGCUGCUAUUGCUGUCGGAACGAAUCGCAUUCAGCCUCUCACCGGCCGCAACAAGCGCGCAUGCUUUGCCCGCUCCUUUUGAGACCGAGCGCCGGUACAUCAUGACUUCUUGCAUCCACACCCUACGGCUCGCUUGGGCAAGCCUCAUCCUCCCGCUCUGCACCGACCUCAAGAGACGCCUUUCGAUGAUGGAGGUCGGCACGAUGUCCCCCGAGCAACGGCGUACUAGAGAUCGUCUCCUGCUGCUGCGGAGGCACGCCCAGCAAGGGCUCGUCAAGGGAGCGAGAAUGAUUGCUGCCUGUUUGGACUCGCCGCCGAGUUUGGGCUACUUGACCCAUGUUCAACAGGAACGGAUCGACAACUGGGCCGACGUGCUGCUCGACUCGACCCGCGACGACGACGACGACGUGAUCAGCCAAGAGGAGCAGUUCUCGGAUUUGCAAACAGUCAGUCUCCACAACUCGUUGCCGGAAAAGCUAAAGCUUGGUCGAGGUGCUCACUGAGGUCUUUCGUGCAGAUUCUCGCCGGUCUCAAGAUGAUUGGCUGGUCAUGGCCCGACAAUGCUCAGCUCAUCGGAUCACUCGAAGAGCGUCUAAAUUCGAUGGAGAUUGGUGAUUCUGGAAGGGCGCGAGCAGCAGCGAUCACGUCGAUCUCGACUCCUCAAGCAAGUGAAGUAGGAACCGCCGCCCAAGCGGGUGGGGACGACCUCUGCACUUUCUCGCAAUAUCUCGCGACGCCUUCCCCUCCACAAGCCAGCACAGGUUUUUCAUCAGCCACAUCAGCCACUCCGACGUGCAGUUUCUCUGCUUCGCCUGCAUCGAUGGAAUAUGGCCCAAUCGCCAACAUGGCUGGGUCUCGACCCGAUCAGAGGAUGGUCCAGCCCCUCCUCCCGCAGUCAACGGGAGGAGGUUCGGACCCGAGCUGGAGCUUGUUCGGCGACGAGUUCAACCAGAUGCUUGACGAUGGGACGGGCAUGAAUCCGUUUUUGCCUAGAUGGAGCUGA
Molecule: messenger RNA, 2815 nt
Organism: Microbotryum saponariae
Lineage: Eukaryota; Fungi; Basidiomycota; Microbotryomycetes; Microbotryales; Microbotryaceae
Source: the annotation of a GenBank genome assembly